Cimex lectularius (bed bug) is the source of this 5418-nucleotide messenger RNA. RefSeq names its product CAP-Gly domain-containing linker protein 1 (gene toc). The record is from RefSeq and is a predicted model, not a curated record. Gene Ontology annotation, cellular component: nucleus; cytoplasm. Lineage: Eukaryota; Metazoa; Arthropoda; Insecta; Hemiptera; Cimicidae. Bases 1 to 4665 code for a protein of 1554 amino acids. The transcript is spliced from 15 exons. Gene Ontology annotation, molecular function: microtubule binding.
AUGUCCAAGUGGGAGCGACGUGCGGGAGGGGGCCGUCGCGGCGGCUCUCGCGUGGCUGCCAUAGUCCUUUCCGUUUCACGCUCGGGCAAGUUCCUGUUUUGUGCUGUGCCGUCGGAACAAUACGCCAGAGAGUCUGCCGCCGAUUCCAGUGCCAGCGAGACGGGACGGACCGCAGGCGCUUCAUGGGACAAGGUAUCUACCGAGAGCAAAAUCCCCGUGCGGGGCAAAGCGCAGCCAACGACGAAGACUUUUUCCAGGCUGGCGACGAACAUUUCGAACAAAGUGAGAGCCCAUUUGUCGACGGAUUCGUCCAAACUGAGACCUUCUUCUGGGACGAUACUGGGAUUUUUGACCUCGGGAAGUAGAAGCAAAGGGUCUAAACGCACUCUGCAGCGGCCUUCCGCUUUUUAUCAGCCGUUGGUUCCCGACUGGCGAGCUAGGAGUGAGAACUGUUCUCCCAUAAGAGAGCGCGUAACCAAAGAUUCCCUCGGGCAGAGGGUUUACGCCCUGGGAUCGAAACCGGGUAUUCUCAGGUACUUCGGCAAGACGGACAUCGGCGAGGGCAAUUGGUGUGGGAUCGAGUUGGACGAACCGGACGGCGCGAACGACGGCUCUCUGGAUAAUGUCAAGUACUUUUCGUGUCCUCCUCUCCACGGGAUUUUCGUGCACGAAGGAAAUGUCAGUUUGAUAUCGACUGUCGAUUCUGGGCCGCACAGCCUGCUUUUGACGGACGCGGUCUCACCCGAAGACGACGUUUCGCCGACUGUCCCUUCCGUGCAUUCACGACCUUCGAGUCAAAUUUCGACCCCCGGGAGCACCAGCCUGCCUUUGUUCGAACUGACCGUGAGCUCUCUGAACUCUUCUGUGGGCUCAUUGAUACCAAGGGCGCAGAAUUCGAUCCAAGACACUUCCAUUCAGAGCAAACACAGUUCAUUCGAACAGGACGAGAGUUUAGGGAUUUUAACACCAGACCAGAUGUCGGACUUUACGCUGAACUGUGCUUUAGAAGAGCAACUCCAGAGAACGCCGUCGACCGGCGAGCUCUCCUCUUUUAUGUUACAAGACGUGAGCAUCGACGCGAUCAGCGAAACAUACGGCUAUUCUUCAAAAGACGUCGACCUUGAAGAAAGGUUGUCUUCUCCUUUAAUGGAAAGCAAACAAUCCAAAGAAUUUUCCAAAGAGCCGGAAGACAUCGAUGCCAGCGUCUCGAAGCAAACGUCGGACAGCAAAGUGAGUAAAAAAGAAUUUUUUGAUUUCCGGCAAGACCGAACGCCUUCGUUGGAGGACCUCCCUCUCGACAUGUCGUCUGAAGAGGCAAAAAGCGAAGCGAGGACGAUGUCGGUACCUCCAGUCAGCAGUUUCAUAACGAGCAUAACGAGCAUAACCAGCCUCGACAACGGUUACCAGGGCGACGGAGAGUGGAGCAGGCCCGCGAGCAGAGGCCCCGAGCACUCGCCUUCCGCCCACGCCAAACCGAAACCGAAAUUGGACCCUAUGACGGAUUCGGACUUCUUCACUGAAAGCGAUGCCGACGUGCACGAAGAAUGUGCUGGACACAGGCGUGCACAGGUGAUCGACGGAACUCUGUACGGUGCGCUACCUCAACCCGGGGGAGGGCCCUUGGGCAACCAGGUGCAGAGAUUUUCACCCACCACCGAGGAAAUGGACUCCAGCGGGAUAUUUUCCGAUCUCGAGAAGAAAUUCGAGGAGCCCGUCUGGGAGAAGUCCGACGAAGUCGAGGACGAGAGGAUCGCCUCGCCCGAAGGUUCCAUCAUGACGGUUUCUUCGAAAUCGGACCAAAGCUUGAAAAAAAUCUCACCCACUACCUUUUCUACACUGAUAACGGAGAAGCUGGACAAUAUUAAAAACUUGAUCAAUUCGGAGGAAUGCAACGUUCUUCCAGAUGUGGAAGAAGACCAAUCCGACAAAACGCCUCGCACUUUACAGAAGCAAAAUUCAGAUUCUCCUAACGGUAAAAAGUUCAAAAUGCCAAAAAGAAACGUUGUCUCUAAGAUAAAAACUAUGAUGAGCAAUCAACCCAGUGCAAAAACGGUCGAUAACGAAAACCAAGAAAACAGGGUACCCAGGACGGUCAAAAAAGGGCGAUGGGACGCUGUCAUGAACAAGAUCGCACAGAACCAAGCCCAAGAAAAGACGACACCGAAGAUCAAAGAAGUCAAAAGCAAAGUCUUUUCUGGAAUAAUGUCCAGCCCGCCCAAAACGAACAGCCGUCCUGUGGCUGCAAAUGGAUGUAGGAAAGCCAACUCCACUCGAUGCCUGUCGACGGCGCAAUCCAUCUCGUCCCGUUCGUUGAGAGACAUCACGACAAUAAAAACCAAAAGAUACGAAAGCCGAAGAUCCAGGGUCCGGAGUUCAGAAUCAUCUCUCCAAGGACCAAUUGUCGGAUCGCAGGCUAGCUCCAGGAACAGCUCCAUCAGUGACUUAUCCCAGGCUAAAACGAUGUCCACUCCGAGAUCAAGCAAAAAAAGGGAGCCGAGGUGCAGCAGCCCGCUGAGCGACGGUUCGACCAAUUCAUCAGCUUCUCAGGCUCAGAAACGUUCACAGCCGAGCAUCGGCUCCGAAUUGCAGACCCCGCAACAAAAAUCACCCAAGUCUCCAUCUAACGGAACAAAUGUCGGUUCGGCAGAGAAGUCGAAUCUGGCACGUAAAUCGGCCCCUCGUCGUUCGAUCCUCUCGACAAAACCGCAACCACUGCGAGACCAAAACAGAGUUAAUAAUGUUGGAGGGAAAUCUGAAAAUGGCUUCGCAUACAAGGAAAGCCCUGUCGGGAGGGGUAAAACACAGACACAUUUAUCAAGCGUCCCUAAAUCAACGCCUACACCGGACCCGAAGGCAGUAGCGGCCAUCAACCAUGCAUCGAAGGGCGCUGAAGCUCUUGCCAUCCUAGUCAACUACCUUGUUUAUCAGGUCGAUGCGUUUUCAACACCUAAACUCAAAAAAGAUAUUGAAAAUUUGAAUAUUGAGUGGUUAAAAACGAAGCAAGAGUUGGAGGAAGCUAAGGUUAACUAUGAUAAGUUAAAAAGUGAAUAUGAUUUAGAGAAGAAAAAUCAUGAUGAGUCAUUCGAUGAGGCUUAUAAAGCUUAUGAAGACGAGAAAAACGAACUCAGCGAAAAAUUUAAAGAGGAAUACAAUAAAUUGUCACAGUUUCAUAAGGAGAAGUUGAAUGAAAUUAGGAGUGAUUUUGAAGCAAAGGAGAAACUGCUUAAGGAUAAAUAUGACCGAGAAAUUGAAUGCCUACAACAUAGCCAGUUGGAGCAGUUAAACAAACAAAAGAAAGAGAGUAAUUUAGAAAAAGAAAAUAUGAAAAAGGAAUAUUUGAAGAUCAUAGCAGAGGGCAACAAUAGAGAGGAGUCACUAGUGAAAAAAUUGGAAGAAGUACAGAAAGAGUUUGAGCAGUUGAAGCAGAAAUCCGAACAAUUUUUAACCACUGUCGGAAAAGACGCAAAACUCAAGAUGUCCAUACAGCAAACGAAUGAAUUGCAACAAGAGAUCGACUCUUUGAGAAGCGUACUCGAGUUGAAAAGUGCAGAACUACUAGAGCUUAGGAGGCAGAGCCAAAUUUGGCAAAGGGACGCCGAGCAGCUUCCACUUGCCCAACAUAAAGUCACAACGCUCCAUGCCAGAGUCGAAGAUUUACAGGCCAGGCUGAACGACAAGGAGUCAAACGAACAGAAGCUUGUCCAAGAAAUAGGAACUCUCUCUCAGAAAGUCGAGAAAGAAUCAACCCAGAAGAAACGUUUGUCUAUGUAUAAUGAAGAACUUCAAUGGAAACUUAAGAAAAACUAUGAAGUUGUAAAUGCAAUGGCAGCUCUUUCUGGGACAGGUGUAACAACACCAGUGAAGGGCGAAGGCCGGACUGGAUAUUCUUUAAGCAAAACUGCCAGUGAAGCCGAUAUCGAUGGGCAAAAAUACUUUUCCCAUCAACGUAAUUGUUCCACCCCUGUGGAUUCACCGAAGGUGAAAGCCGUAAUCGAAAAAAAUGAGUCGAUAGCUUGGAUGCUUGACAUGUACGAUGAACCGGAGUGCAUAGCUUCAAAGAUUCUCCAAAGGGCGCAGAGCAUGAAGUGCACGGCCACAACUCAGAUGAAGCCGACGCAACUCAAGUGCAGGAAUCGUUCUUCGAAGUCCCUUUCAGUCUCUUUGCCAAGGAAGGCGUCUCGGAGCAAGAGCAGUCCAUGUACGCCCGAGAGGAAAUCGCCUGAUGACGAAAGCUGGGAUGAACACAUCACAGAGGAAGUCAUCGUUGUAGAGAGUAUCGGCGAUCGGAGCGUUCUAGAACUCUUUGAAGUCGACAACACGGAGAUACACAUCGAGGACCACCCUAAAAAAGAGCCUUCAGAAGAAGAUAUCGAAAUGCUGCGGAGAGUGGAAGAGCCAGGAUACAGAGCUGACGUAUCUGUGCCAAAAGAGUCCGGUGGGGAAGCGAUGAUUUCUGGUGAGGCUUCUGACGAUGAUGAUGUUGUUGAUGAUGACAUUGACUCAAUUCAGAUCUCCACCUCAGAUGAAGAUUUCAGCGACCAUGAAGUCGAUUCUUCAUUAAAUGAUCCGGAUCUAAAAAUUGAUUCUCUUUAUUCUAAUUCUAUACAACAAGAACUAGAAAAAUCUUUGUACCAAACAGAUUAUAUUAUGAAUUCUCAAGACUAAAAGAAUACUAUAUAUAUUGUGUGUGAGUGUGUGUAAAAGAAAUAUUAUUUAAAAAAUGUGUUAUUAAAAUACUUGUAUAGAAUAGUAAUAUUUUAUUUCUAGUCUGAACUAAUUUAAACUGUUUUGUAAAUAUUUUUCGCAAUUUUUCAAUUCAUAACGUUUAAACAUUUUUGAUUUUGGGACUCAUCGUGGGUAUCCUUGAUUGUAAAUAAUUUUCAAAUUUUGAUCAGUGAGGGAAGAUUCUUUGAAAUUAUAGGCUGUGGUUAUAGUGUGAAAGAUUUUAUUAAUUAUUUAUGUUUAUAAUUUCUUUAAACUUGUUUUUAUAGUGUUUUAGCAAGAGGUAAUCAAAUAAAAAUCAAUGUUUUAUUGUGGUAUAAAUAUUUUAUUUGAAAACUAAAUAUUGUAUGGUUGUUAAUAUUAUUAAUUAUAACUAUUAUCUUAGAAAUGUUAUAAACUUGUUCAUAAAGUUUAAUGUUUUUUUUUUGUAAUACAAUCAGAUGAAAAUAUUUUGAACAAGAAAGUGCGUGAUAUGAGUUACUAUUGCAUUUUUAUUGAAUGUCACAUCAAUUUGUUUAUAAUUUAUAACAUGGAUUUACGAUAUUUGCAGCAUAUUCAAUAUGUCAAGUGUUGUUAUUUCUGCAGACGCAUAAUUUCUCGUAUCAAUCUGCAUGGAAAUGCUUUUUUAAAUUUUGUAAGAUGCCAUUGAUCAUGCAUGAUUUAAAUGUACUAAAUACAAAGUUGUUUUAUUUAUCA